GCGAGUGUGUUGGGUGUUGACCGAGUGAGUGAGUGUGUGUAUGUUGACCGUGUGAGUGUGUCUGUUGACCAAGUGAGUAUGUGUGUUGACAGUGUGUGUGGUGAGUGUGUGUGUGUGUGCUUUUGUGUCAGUAUCUCUCCAUAAUGAUUUAUGUGUAGGGGAUUCACCUACCGAAACAACGUCAAUAGGUCUCACUUACAUUUGUUCUAACUUGUAAAAUAAACAGUAAAUGUUCUUCAUUGGUUUUGGCACAUACUGUAGCAAGUGGUAGGGUUGAAAAAUUCUGGGAACUUCCAGGAGUCUUCCAACCAGGAUUUCUGAAAAUGUUGGGAAGUUUGGGAAAAGAACCAGAAUUGAGGAGUUCCCUGAGCACCACUCAUUUCAUUUUGAUACUAGCCUCUAAACUUCAUAGAACAUUUGCAGUUUUUGCACUAAUACUCAAUGUUUAGACACAUCCUCCUCUGUCAGGUUUACGUUUCACUCCUAGUGUUUGACAUCUCUGUCUCUCUCCAGAUAACAUGGGGUUGCGCCGUGGCUCCCCACAGGCAGUGAGGAGAGACAUAGGCCUGGCCGUCACCCACAGGUUUUCCACCAAGUCGUGGCUGUCCCAGACGUGUCAGGUGUGUCAGAAGAACAUGAUGUUUGGGGUGAAGUGUAAACACUGCAGGUUAAAGUGCCAUAAUAAGUGUACUAAAGAAUCUCCCUCCUGCAGAAUCUCCUUUCUGCCAAUCACCAAAAUUCGGAGGACUGAGUCUGUGCCGUCUGACAUCAACAACCCUGUGGACCGGUUGGAAGCACCGCAGUUUGGCACACUACCAAAGGCCAUCACCAAAAAGGAUCACCCUCCUGUGCUGAACCAGUUGGACUCCAGCAGUAACCCGUCCUCCACCACCUCCUCCACACCCUCCUCCCCUGCCCCCUUCCAGAACCCUCCCAGUGCCACCCCGCCCCCCAACCCCUCGCCCAAGGUCCACCGGGAAAACCGCUUCCACUUCCCAGAUGUGUCCAGUUCCACUACUUUGCACUCUGAAGCCCUCCAAGACACCGUUGAGACUGAACCAGCAGAUGACAUGCACGCUGAACUGGCUGAGGAUGACGAUGGAGAGGUAGAAACUGUGUGUGUGUGUAAAGUAACUGUAACAUAUGUGCAGACACAUGCCCAAAACCAAAAGCAUUGGCCAUGCAUGAAUGUCUUACAGGAGGAAGAGGAGGAGGAGGAGGAGGUUGAACCUGAGAUAGACCCAGAUCCAGUAGAGGAGGAGGAGGAGGAGGAGGAGGAGGAGGAGGAGGAUGAUGAUGAUGAUGAGGAAGAUGACGAUGGGAGUGGGAUGAAUGGUGGUUCGGACGGUGAGUGUGAUGGUGAUGAGUUGGAUGACCUGCCCAGUUCACGGAGUGGUCGCUGGAAAGGCCCCAUCUCCCGUAAGGCCAGCCAGACCAGCGUCUACCUGCAGGAGUGGGACAUUCCCUUCGAACAGCUGGACCUGGGAGAGCUCAUUGGGAAGGGCCGUUGGGGAAAGGUGCAUAAGGGGCGUUGGCAUGGCGAGGUGGCUAUCCGGCUGCUGGAGAUAGAUGGGAACAACCAGGACCACCUGAAGCUGUUUAAGAAGGAGGUGAUGAACUACAGACAGACCCGUCACGAGAACGUGGUCCUCUUCAUGGGGGCCUGCAUGGCCCCGCCCCACCUCGCCAUCAUCACCAGUUUCUGUAAAGGGAGGACACUAUACUCUGUGGUUCGGGACACCAAAAACACAUUGGAUAUAAACAAGACGAGGCAAAUCGCUCAAGAAAUUGUAAAGGGAAUGGGCUACCUGCAUGCCAAAGGCAUUGUCCACAAGGACUUGAAGUCAAAGAACGUCUUUCAUGACACCAAUAAAGUGAUUAUUACAGACUUUGGCCUGUUUGGGAUCUCUGGAGUGGUUCAGGAGGGGAGGCGAGACAACGAGCUGAAGCUUCCACAUGGCUGGAUCUGUUACCUGGCGCCAGAGAUCGUACGCAGGAUGAGCCCUGGAAACAACGAGGACCGCCUGCCCUUCUCCAACGCUGCAGACGUCUAUGCCUUUGGCACCAUUUGGUACGAGCUCCAAGCCAGGGACUGGCCUAUCAUCAACCAGCCUGUGGAGGCUACCAUCUGGCAGGUGGGGAGCGGUGAGGGCAUCAAGAAGGUCCUGGCAGAGAUCAACCUGGGCAAGGAGGUCACGGAAAUCCUGUCUGCCUGCUGGGCCUAUGACCUGAGGGAGCGGCCCACCUUCACCCAACUGGCAGACAUGCUGGAGAAGCUGCCCAAACUCAACCGGAGACUGUCCCACCCUGGACACUUCUGGAAGUCUGCAGAGUACGUAUCCUAGAGGUGUAGGACAUGCCUGCCCGCCCUGCCAUGCACUCUGACCCCUAACUGGGUUCUGACUCAUCUGGAAUGGACUUGUGUAUGAAACAAAGAGGUUCAGCUGAAGGCAUGUAAAGGAUGGCCCUCAGAUUGCUGUGCGGUUUUAUGGCCACUGAUGUCAAACUGAUGGAGACUAGGCAGGGGAUGACCGAGUUGACUCUUGGUCGUAGUUUAUUGUCAUGAGCCACAUACCCUCUUGACGGUCCAUUACAGAUACGUUGACCACUGUAAUAUGAGUGACUGUGGUUUCUAAUGGUGAAGCAUUUAGAAAUUAACCAUUAUAUGUGACGCUAAGGGAAUUUUCUGUUUUAUCUUCUGUUUCCCAAACUUUCUCCUCCAGGAUGUGACUGUGAGUGCACUUUUCUGUUUAAAAGCAUUGUCCCUCCCUUUCCUGGACAUUUUCCUGACCUGCUCUGUACCCAUACACCUCCCCACCCCUUUCUUCUCAUAUGUUAGGUGUACAGUACCUGGUCCAGAUUUGUCUCUGCACCUUCACUCAUCUCCUGCCAUCUCUGUUCCUGCUCGCGCUCUGUAACUUGCUCAUUCGCUACAUACUGCACGUCUGUCACUCAAAAGGCUCAUGGGUGGAGUCUUCUCUACACAUGAACUACUUGUCCAGUAACAGCCCCUACCAGUUUAACAACUCUCUGCUAGUGGAGCUAGCUACUGGUCUUAUGUUUGUUUUCAAACAAGCUGUCC
Molecule: messenger RNA, 3082 nt
Organism: Oncorhynchus gorbuscha (pink salmon)
Lineage: Eukaryota; Metazoa; Chordata; Actinopteri; Salmoniformes; Salmonidae
Product: kinase suppressor of Ras 1-like
Biological process (GO): protein phosphorylation
Molecular function (GO): ATP binding; protein kinase activity
Source: RefSeq, a predicted model, not a curated record